AUGGAUGAUAGAGUAAGGUUAAAAGUAUAUUAUGAUGGCCAUAUUUUAUUACAAACAUCAGAAGGAGUGAAAUUUGUGUGUGAUAAUCCGUUAGAUAUUGUUAUUCCAUUCACACUGUCAUUUGAAGAAUUAAAAGGGAUCAUAUGUGAGAAGAUGGAUUUUGAAAUAUCUAGGAGAGUAUCGUGUAUUCUGUACAGAUAUCCUAUAUCUGUCUUUGGUGGGUUCGUGCAAUUUCAAACGAAAUACGUGACCGACGAGGCGAGCAUGCAAGAAAUGUUUUCAGUGUAUCUUGAAAGUCGGUCGCGAAUGACGUUUAUCGAAUUGUAUAUCGAGUUCGAGCAAUCUGCAGCGGACCGAGAUAUUGAAUUGGAAGAGUACAACAGUGAUAGUGAAGAAGACUUCGAAAGUAACUACGAGGUCGUUGAUCUAGGUGGAAACGAAGAUGAAGAUGACGAGGGUAUGGUGGCAGAUGUAGCGGACGUGGCAAAUGCACUAGCAAAUCAGCAGCCGUUUGUGGAGCCAAGUUUCAUGCGGUCGUUGGAUUUGGAUGCCAUGCAUGCACCGGAGUAUCCUCAAUAUUUAAAUGCAGCAGAGCUUCCCCUUAUGCCGGAUGGUGAAUUUACUGUGGGGAUGGAAUUCAGUUCUAGGGAGGCAGUAAUUAAGGCGAUGAAAGAUUAUACAAUCCGCAGAGGUGUGGAUUAUCGGGUGCAUGAGUCAGAACCGACGACAUUCUAUGCUAAAUGCACCCAGUAUGGUGCAGGAUGUGAUUGGCUGAUAAGGGUGAGCAAAAUGUCCAAAAAGUUCUGCUGGGAGAUAAGGAGGUACAACGGUAGUCACACCUGUACUAGGGCCACCAUUUCUCAAGAUCAUUCGAAGCUAGAUUCCAACACAGUUGCAGAAGCAAUAAAGCCGUUGGUAGAAGUUGACCCGUCUAUUAGGGUGAAAUCAGUGAUUGCGGAAGUACAGUCAAAGUUUAACUACACCAUUAGUUAUCGCAAAGCAUGGUUGGCUAAACAGAAGGCAGUGGAGUCAAUUUUCGGAGGGUGGGAAGCUUCGUACGAAGCCUUGCCGAUAUGGUUUGAGGCCAUGUGUCACAAGGAGCAACACGCAGUUGUUCAUUUUGAAACAAUGCCUGCGUACCAGGGAGAUGACUGGGUUCCUAAUAUUCGUGUGCUAAACCGAGUCUUCUGGAGUUAUUACCCUUGUAUUAGAGCCUUCAGACAUUGCAAGCCAAUAGUGCAGGUGGACGGAACUCAUUUGUAUGGAAAGUACAAGGGUUGUUUGUUGGUUGCAGUCUCACAGGAUGGCAACAAUAACAUCGUGCCGAUUGCAUUUGCCAUAGUGGAGGGAGAGACAUCUGAGGCUUGGCACUUUUUUCUCAGUAACUUGCGACAGCAUGUUGUGACACGUGACGGUGUGGGUCUUAUCUCCGAUCGACACGACUCCAUUAGGUCUGCUAUUGCUCGUAGUCAUGGAGCGUGGUCUCCUCCCAGAGCAUUCCACAUGUUUUGCAUCAGACACAUAGAGUCCAACUUUCUGAGGAAAUUCAAGGCUCUGUAUCUGCAGAAGCUUAUCGUCAACAUCGGUAUGAAAUUUACUAUUACAUUUACUCCUGGACUCAGUUAUUGUGAUGAACGUUUCUUAUGGUGGGCCCAUUUUUAUGUGACAGGAUACUCACGGACAGUUCGCGAGUACGAGACGCGUUACCAGCGGUUACAUGAGCGAGGUGAGGCUUAUACCAACUGGCUGGAUCGAAUUCCGCGUGAGCAGUACGCCUUGGCAUUUGAUGGGGGAUAUCGAUGGGGUCAUAUGACAACCAAUCUAGUAGAAUGCAUCAACUCGGUAUUGAAAGGGGCUCGCAAUCUUCCAGUCGCUGCACUAGUUAAGGCAACAUUUUACAGGCUUAAUGAAUUGUUCACCCGAAAAAGAGCCGAGGCUGAGGCUCGAAUUAAUGAAGGACAUGUGUUCUCUGAGCAUGUAACCUCCAAACUACAUGCAAAUCAGCUGGCAGCAGGUAACAUCCAAGUUAGUUGCUUUGACCGACAAAAUGAGGUAUUCGAAGUGCGUGAGUGUCCUAGUGGUGUGGAGUAUACGGUGGACCUCCGUCAACAAAGGUGUGACUGUGGUGAGUUCCAAGUUGACCGGCUUCCGUGUCGACAUGUGUUUGCUUGUUGUGCAAACCAACGUCUUGAUUGGCAACUGUAUGUACAUGAUGUCUACAAGAUGGACCAGAUUCGACGAGUGUACAGGGUUAGGUUUAGGCCACUCGGGAAUCCGUCAACAUGGCCAGUUUAUCAUGGACCUCGAUUCGUAGGUAAUCCAUUCCUAAGACGGGUAUCCAAAGGUCGGCCAAGGAUGACCCGGUUCUUGAAUGAGAUGGACACUCGGAUGUUGCGUGGUCCUAGGCGAUGUAAGCAAUGCGGGGCCGAGGGCCACAGUCGUAGUAGAUGUCGUCAACGUGGUGGGCCAAGUAACCCGGGUGCUACAACGCAAUAG
Messenger RNA from Arachis stenosperma, 2496 nucleotides. RefSeq lists its product as uncharacterized. The coding region runs from base 1 to 2496 and encodes 831 amino acids. The transcript has 2 exons. The record is from RefSeq and is a predicted model, not a curated record. Gene Ontology annotation, molecular function: nucleic acid binding; zinc ion binding. NCBI's taxonomy places the organism in Eukaryota, Viridiplantae, Streptophyta, Magnoliopsida, Fabales, Fabaceae.